AUGGGAAGAGACUGGACAAAAGUGACAAUUAGUUUCCUGUUGAUCCUUGUCGCUAAUGCACAAAUCGAGAAAAAUAUUGAUAAUGUUCAACAAUCAAUUCUGACUGUACCUGUCAAUGAACACGAAUUGACCAAUUUGAUUACCAAUGAUUCACUCGAUCAAUCAUGGCAAACAACAACUGAACGAACAUUAAUUAGAGUAACUCGUCUUGAAUCGAAUACUAACCAACCGAAAGUGCAAAAACGUCAACGACGUCAGAUAAUAGAAGCCAUACAAACAGCUGGUUUUGUUAUAAACGUUGCCAAAGCCGUACAAAACACGGAAAGUGAGAAUGGCGAAUACGAAAAAAUUGGUGAAGAAAUUCUGGGAAUGGCAAAGAAGGUGGCCAUUGCAGUGAUCGUGAUUGUCUCUCUAUGCACUGUUUGCUGCCUAAUUACAACAGUUGUUAUUUGUGCAAAAUGUUGUUGUAACAAUAAAAAUCGAAAACGGAAUCAAGGUACAACAACAAUUCAAGUACCUCAACCGAUCUAUGUUCAUACAGGGCCUGGAGGUUACCAACCACAAUAUAAUCCUUAUCAACAACAGCAACCAUGGUCAUCUGAGAGUCGACCAAUGUUACCGCAGCCAAGUGCACCACCGCAACAAAAUCAUCAUUUCCAUAUUGAACAUCCCCCGCCGCCAUACGAAAAACUUUACACUGGAUCUAUCGUCGUUGACAGACAAGUCACAAGUGCUUGUGAAACUAUUACUAUUAACAUCAGUUCCACAUUAGAUCAACGAUGUUUACACACAAAUGAAACAACAACAACUGAAGCUAUGGGUAACGUACCAGAUUUUUGUCGAAACAGCUCCAUUGCAAUCAAUGAAACAUCCUAUGCGAAAUUAUCCGAAUGUUGGACAGAAACGCGCAUAGCGGAUGUUCUCCGAAAAUGUUUACCAUUGAUUAUCUUACCUGUGUCACUUAUCUGUAAUUCUUUAUCGUUUAUUGCUUUACGAAGUCGACAUAUGCGUGGAACAUCAACAGCAUUUUUCAUGCUAGCACUCAGUGUGCUCGAUCCACUUGUAUUGUUGACGAAAAAUCUUGUAUAUUUUCCAGCAUUAGUUGCUUCACAUGCUAUUCUAUGUAAAAUUCUUUAUUUUCUCAUCUAUGUACUUGGUUACACCAAUGUUUGGAUACUCGUGAUUAUGACAGCUGACAAAUUCUUCGCUGUUUGGUUCCCGCUGAAAGUAUCAUAUUUUUGCACGAUAACUCGAGCAAAAUAUGUCUGUAUAUUUCUCUUUGCCAUGACGAGUAUCAUUUCGUUGCAUCAUUUUUGGACUAUUGAUAGUAUACAGUAUCCCCACUAUCCUAACCGACGUUUUUGUUAUUAUGAUCUGCAACGUUAUGGAUUCAUUCAACAUACAUGGCGUUACACGGAUUUCGUCAUUUGGUGUUUUCUACCGUUCAUUCUCAUAUUAACAUUGAGUGUUUUGAUUAUUUACAAACUACGACAGAAGGAACAAACGUCUCAUUCGAACGUUCGCCAGAUACUCGGUACAAAUUCAAACAAUGAAAGGGUUUCAAGUCAGAAACGCCUUAGCAAACAACUUCAACAGCAAUCGCAACAGCAGAGAAAAUCCGACAGCCAAGGUUUUGAAAUGCGCAGUACACAGAAAAGUGAAGUCAUACGUUCAAGACAACGUCACAUAACACUGAUGUUACUUGCUGUGGCUGUCGUUUUCCUUCUUCUUACAUUGCCAAAUAGUAUCUACUUUGUACUUGACCUAACAUAUGGUUUUAACAAAUUGCCAACUGACGAAAACUACGAACAUUGGCUACGUUAUCGACGUUUAACAAUCCUGACUGUUAUUAUGUUUCAAUUAAGCGAUUUACAGCAUGCAACGAACUUCUUCUUAUACUUACUAACGAGUGACAAGUUUCGUCGAUCUGUGACAAUGACAUGUGCAUCAUCAGUGCACUUCGCGCCAUCAAUAUUGAAUUGUUGUUGCCGAGAUAAGAUUGAUUCGGCCUCGUCGUUUCAAAAUCAUUAUUCAGGUCAGAAGUAUGAUAAAACAACGAUGUCUUAUCGAUUGAGUGCGACAGAAAGAUCAAGUAUAUCAGCAAAUCCACGACAUAUGAAUACGCAACAGGUCCAUCAACAAUCAUCGGCAGCUUAUCGUUCAUCAAGUUCACGACCUUCGAGAUCCAUUAUUCAAUCGUUAUGA
Molecule: messenger RNA, 2205 nt
Organism: Adineta ricciae
Lineage: Eukaryota; Metazoa; Rotifera; Eurotatoria; Adinetida; Adinetidae
Source: the annotation of a GenBank genome assembly